Molecule: messenger RNA, 1768 nt
Organism: Oryza sativa Japonica Group (Japanese rice)
Lineage: Eukaryota; Viridiplantae; Streptophyta; Magnoliopsida; Poales; Poaceae
Product: UPF0481 protein At3g47200
Source: RefSeq, a predicted model, not a curated record
AUUUUUCACAACUAUUAUAUCGAAUUUGAUAGAAAAAUAUACAUGAGGGGACAUCACUUUGAGAAUACACUCCCUAUAUAUAUAUAGUGACAACUUCAGAAUGACUACGUACAUUCUAAUGUGGGCUCGUCUUGGAAACCUUGAUCAGAGGAACUGAUCAUCAGUAGUGAUCCAAAUGGCGUCGUGGCGGAGGACGGCCGAGGAGAGCUCGUGGGUGGUGGAGGUGGAGAAGGCUGUGCGCAGCGGCGGCGGCACCGACGGCGACCCGUCGGCGGAGGAGGCGGCGUGGUGGCGGCGCCACUCCAUCUACCGCGUCCCGGCGUGCAUCAAGGACCUCAACCGCCGCGCCUACCAGCCGCAGGUGGUGUCCCUCGGCCCCUUCCACCACGGCGACCCGAACCUCCUCCCCAUGGAGGACCACAAGCGCCGCGCCCUCCUCCACUUCCUCCGCCGCGCCGCCCCGCGCCGGCGGCCGCUCGCCGAGUUCGCCGCCGCCGUCGCCGACGCCGCCGAGCAGCUGGUCGGCACGUACCAGGGCCUCGCCGACGAGUGGCGGCGCGGCGAGCCUGAGAAGGAGAAGAGGGAGGCGUUCUUGGAGAUGAUGGUGACCGACGGGUGCUUCCUGCUGGAGGUGAUGAGGACGGCGGCGGGGUGGGAGGUGAGCGACUACGCCGACGACGACCCGGUGUUCAGCGCCCACGGGCUGCUCUACACCGUGCCCUACAUCCGCCGCGACAUGAUCAUGAUCGAGAACCAGCUGCCCCUCCUCGUCCUCGACAAGCUCGUCGCCGUCGAGAGCGGCAUACAACAGAACGAGGACUACAUCAACAGGUUAGUGCAUAACUUCCUGUCGCCGACGGCGUGGCCUCCGGUGACCGGCGUCGGGCUGGCGCUCCACCCGCUCGACAUCCUCCGCCGGAGCCUCCUAUUCGGCCCGGCGCCGUCUCCCCGCGCGCCGGCGCCGGAGACGGCGCCCACCGACGACAUCAUCCGGUCGGCGGAGGAGCUGUACGAGGCCGGCAUCCGGUUCCGCCGCAGCCCGACGAGCAGCCUCCUCGACAUCCGUUUCCACCGCGGCGUGCUCAGCCUCCCCGCCAUCGCCGUCGACGACACCACCGAGUACAUGCUCCUCAACCUCAUGGCGUUCGAGCGCCUCCACGCCGGCGGCUGCGGCGGCGGCGGAGGCAACGACGUGACGGCGUACGUGUUCUUCAUGGACAACAUGAUCGACUCGCCGCGCGACGUGGCGCUGCUGGCGGCGCGGCGCGUGGUGCACAACACGCUGGGGAGCGACAAGGCGGUGGCGAGGAUGUUCAGCGGGCUGUCGCGCGACGUGGUGCUGGAGCCGCGGAGCGCGCUGGACGGCGUGCACCGGGAGGUGAACGCCUACUGCCGGCGGCGGUGGCACCGGUGGCGCGCCAACCUGGUGCACACCUACUUCCGGAGCCCCUGGUCGCUCAUGUCGCUCGCCGCCGCCGUCUUCCUCCUCGUCUUGACCGUCAUGCAGACCGUCUACACCGUCCUGCCAUUCUACCAGGGUGGCAAUAAUUGAUGGCACGUAUAUAUGUCUCGCGUACGCAUUGGCCUUUGUUUGGAUUGGCUCACUUUUCACUGAGAAGAUGUUCUGUUUUGUUUUGCUUUCUGUUUGAUCGAUCGUCGAAAUAUUCAAAUCUUUGGAUUUUAUCUGGUCAAAGUUUAUUCAAAUACAUUCAAAAUAUGUUAAAUUUCAAUAGAUUUUGGUUCGAGAAGUGUCCAAAAUAAUGAAAUC